This is a messenger RNA of Exophiala bonariae, 1209 nucleotides long. RefSeq lists its product as uncharacterized. Gene Ontology annotation, molecular function: magnesium ion transmembrane transporter activity. Lineage: Eukaryota; Fungi; Ascomycota; Eurotiomycetes; Chaetothyriales; Herpotrichiellaceae. The coding region runs from base 1 to 1209 and encodes 402 amino acids. The record is from RefSeq and is a predicted model, not a curated record. The transcript is spliced from 3 exons. Gene Ontology annotation, biological process: magnesium ion export from mitochondrion.
AUGAGCUUAAGCUCUCGAUUGUCCAGUUUGUUCUUCCAAGACGCCUCGACCGAGAACAACCAACAACAUGGCUAUGUUCACUCGGAACUCGAUAUUGACCUCAACGGCGCACGACAGAAUAGAGAAUCUCGAACUAUGCAAGGCGUGGCGGAGGAGGAAGUCGAUAUCGAAUUGAGAAGGCCUCCCUACUAUCAAUGUAUGCUCGCUGGUGGGAUUGGAGGCACCACGGGAGACAUCCUCAUGCACUCGUUGGACACGGUCAAGACCAGACAGCAAGGAGACCCCCAUUUUCCACCCAAGUACUCAUCUCUAUCGGAUUCAUACGUGAAGAUUUUCCGGCAAGAAGGGAUCAGACGAGGACUUUAUGGUGGCUUCACCGCGGCGAUGCUUGGAUCCUUUCCGGGCACCGUGGCUUUCUUUGGAUGUUAUGAAUAUUGCAAGCGCUAUCUAUUAGACGAGGGAGUCAAUCCGUCUGCUGCAUUUUUGGCGAGUGGCUUUUUGGCUGAUCUAGCAGCCUCGAUCAUAUAUGUCCCUUCGGAGGUGAUGAAAACUCGACUACAACUACAAGGUCGAUACAAUAAUCCAUUUUUCAAUUCUGGCUAUAACUACAAAUCUACAUGGGAUGCAGCCAAAACGAUUGCAAGAACAGAAGGAUUUGGGGCUUUGUAUUCUGGAUACAAAGCUACUAUUGUUCGGGACCUGCCCUUUUCGGCCUUGCAGUUUGCACUCUAUGAACAAGAGCGGAGGUUUGCGCAGUCGUGGGCGGGACAUCCUGAUAUUGGGCUCGGUCUGGAGGUCUUGACCGCGGUCUCUGCGGGUGGGAUUGCGGGAGUAGCAACCUGUCCCCUGGAUGUGGUCAAGACUCGAACGCAGACUCAAAUUACACCCGACAAUCACGCCACAAAUAGCCAGGCAGCACAUAUGGAGAAGGUCGCGAAGAGUCACAAAACUAUAGUCCACAAGCAAACGCGCCUAUUGCACUCUGGACCGCGAACAGUACCGAGGACGACGCCAACCUUGGACACGUCGUCUGUCUUGACUGGACUUAAACUCAUCUAUCGGACGGAGGGAGUGCCUGGACUGUUUCGGGGAGUUGGACCUCGAUUUGUGUGGACAAGCGUUCAGAGUGGAACGAUGCUGGUGCUGUACCAAUAUUUGUUGAAAGAGAUGGAGCGAUAUUCGUCCAAAGAAGGCCCGGAAGCAAUAUGA